Drosophila takahashii is the source of this 6948-nucleotide messenger RNA. RefSeq names its product bromodomain and WD repeat-containing protein (gene BRWD3). Gene Ontology annotation, biological process: regulation of cell shape; cytoskeleton organization; regulation of transcription by RNA polymerase II. The record is from RefSeq and is a predicted model, not a curated record. Gene Ontology annotation, cellular component: nucleus. Lineage: Eukaryota; Metazoa; Arthropoda; Insecta; Diptera; Drosophilidae. Gene Ontology annotation, molecular function: protein binding.
CUCGGGGCGAAUGGCAAUCGAGUGUCACACGGGAAGAAGAAGCUGCGAAAAGAAUUUUAGAAGAAAGCAACUGCAAUUUUGUCAUAAUCGGAGCCUCAAUUCGCGAUGAAUAAUGGAAACUAGACAGCCCAGUUCCGGUGAUGCGAUUAGGCCAGAGCUGUACUUCCUCAUCUCCAAGUUCCUGGCCGAGGGGCCGCUGGAGGAGACGGCAAAGGUCUUGAUCCGCGAGCUCGAGGAGAAGAAGGUUCUGCCGCGUCGCCUCGAUUGGCAGGGAAACGAGCAUGAACAGACCUUUGAGGAACUGGAACGAAAGUACAAGCACAUUGGCGCCAAUCAUCUGCUCGAGAUAUGCGGCCGCCUGGGUCCGCUGGUGGAUCGCGAUCUGCCGCCCAGUGUGCCGGGCAUAAACUCACUCUUGGGCACUGGUCGCCAGAACCUCCUGCGCACCAAGGACACCGUCUACUGCCACCGCUCUCUGAAGGAUUACUGCACCCGCCUCCAUGGAGUCUCACUGCCGGAUUCGCGCCUCACCAAGCCCACACACAACUUGGAUCGAGUUCUUACUGGCCGCGAACAUGGCGGAGAUGUGCGUCGCAAGCUGCUGGUGCCCACGGAUCUUUACCGCCGGACGAAGCUGCUCCGCCGCACCGUGGGUCAUUUGUCCUCGGUCUACUGUGUGCUCUUUGACCGCACCGGGCGCUACAUCAUCACCGGAGCCGAUGAUCUGCUUAUAAAGAUUUGGUCCGCUGCAGAUGGCCGUCUGCUGGCCACUCUGCGAGGCGCCUCCUCCGAGAUCACCGACAUAGCCAUCAAUCUGGACAACACAAUGCUGGCUGCCGGAUCAUUGGAUCACAUUUUGAGGGUGUGGGACAUGCAGACCACUUCGCCCAUUGCCGUUCUGUCCGCCCACACGGGCAUGAUAACGUCGGUGAACUUUUGCCCGUCGCCGUGCAGCGAUCUCAAGUAUCUGGUGACCACCAGCACGGACGGAUCCAUCGCCUUUUGGCAGUACUCAACGCCGCGCGGUCAGAAGAUCACCUUUGCCCCGAAGCCAACGCAGUAUCACGAGAAGUUGCGACCUGGACAGGCGCAGAUGAUGUGCACCACCUUCUCGCCGGGCGGCAUUUUUCUGGCCGCUGGCUCUGCGGAUCAUCAUGUGCGUGUCUACAUGAUGGGCGAGGAUGGUCCGAAGAGGAUCCUCGAGACAGAAGCCUACACAGAUGCCGUGGAUUCGGUGCAGUGGUCGCAUCGCGGGCUGAGAUUCAUCUCGGGCAGCAAGGAUGGCACCGCACACAUCUGGACCUUUGAGUCGCAGCAGUGGAAGAGCGCCAAGCUGUGCAUGACGGAGCGUCUGGCCAGCUGCCCGGAACCGGAGGAGGGAAAGAGGCUUAAGGUGACCAUGGUGGCCUGGGAUGCCUCCGAUCGUUAUGUCAUCACAGCCGUCAAUGAUUUUACUAUAAAAAUCUGGGACUCGAAGUCAGCCAAGCUGCAUCGUGUCUUGCGUGGCCACAAGGAUGAGCUGUAUGUGCUUGAGUCAAACCCAAGGGAUGAGCACGUCCUGCUGUCCGCCGGUCACGAUGGCCAGGUGUUUCUAUGGGACAUCGACCAGGGCGUUUGUGUGGCGACCUUCCUCAACGACAUCGAUGGCCAGGGACAUGGCAGCGUGUUCGAUGCCAAGUGGUCGCCGGAUGGCACGAUGAUAGCUGCCACCGACUCGCACGGACACAUCCUGAUCUUUGGCCUAGGCGUGUGCAUUGAUAAGUACAAAAUGCUGCCCACUGAGCUGUUCUUUCACACGGACUUCCGGCCUUUGCUGCGCGAUGCCCAGCAUCAUGUGGUGGACGAGCAGACGCAGAUAAUGCCGCAUCUGAUGCCGCCGCCCUUCCUGGUCGACGCCGAUGGCAACCCGCAUCCGUCGAGGUUUCAACGUUUUGUGCCGGGCCGUGAGAGCUGCAGCUUGGAUCAAUUGAUUCCGAAUCUUACGGUGGGCGUGGAUGGCGUACAAAUCGACGAUAGAGCUGGUGAUGUUCCUGUGCCCGCCGCUGUAGCACCCGCAGAAGCUCCGGCACCCGCAGUGGCUGCCCCCGCAGCUGCUGUUGCUGGAGGAGCAGCUGGAGGAGCCAACUACUCGCACAUCGACCGCAUGAUUGCAGCUCUGGCCAACCGGCAGUCGGUUAAUGCCAAUGCUAAUGAUGGAAAUGCGAGCGUAGCGAACCAGUCCUUUGAGCGCCUGACCAAUCGUCAACUGCCCGACUCCAAUGGCAGGCAAUCCUCGCGUGGCAACGUCUUGGGCAGUCGUCUAAGCACUCCUCGCCAGGGAUGGGGAGCUGCUCCAGCCGCCGAGGAUCAACCGGGACCAGCAGCAGCAGCUCCGGAACAGGCGGGAGAACCCAGCCCGGCACAAGCGCAGCAGGCACUACCCAUCAAGUUCAUUCGACGCACCUAUGUGCGUCCCAUGAAGUACCCCCAGUUGCAGAACCUCAAGCAGACCAUCUACGCGGCCGGUCAGUUCGAGAAGCAGGAGUACAAACGCGAGAUGCGUCGCCGACCGAUCAUGAUAAACACGGCCAGUGCGGCAUCCUCGCAGCAGGCGGGCAGUGUGGGAAGGCCAAGGAAUACGCGUGCCAAUGGCGGCGGCGGCGCACGAACCGGUGGCCGUAGACGUGGCGCCGCCCAGCCAGGAGCAGGACAACCCCAACCCGCCUAUCGAACGCGAGCUGUACGAGAUCAGGAGCCGGAACGCUUCGAUGAGGUGCCACCGCCGCCCGAGGAAGAGGAGGAGGAUGUGUCUAGCAACUCUUCCGGCGACACCAGCUACUCGAAUGUGGAGGAAAACCUAGAGGACAGCAGCGAUGAGUCGGAAACGGAUAGCUCUGAUUACUCCGAUUGGGUGGCGGAUACUCCUGGCCCUAAUCUCGAGCCACCGAAGCGCUCCAAGCGCAAGCCGCUGUCUCGGCGUCCUCGCAGCAGCGAUGACAGCAGCGAUGAUGAGCGGGCGGGCAGAGCCAGAGGCAGCGGUGGUCAGGUGAGAGCCCGCAAAGUGGGACGCAAGACAGUGUUGUUCCCGCCCACAGAUGCCAAUGGUGAGAUACCGGAGCUCUAUCGUCCCGCCGAGUGGCUGUCGGAGGUGAUUCCACGCAAGGCGCCUUACUACCCACAAAUGGGUGAUGAGGUGGUCUAUUUUCGGCAAGGACACGCCAAGUACUUGGAUGCCGUGCGCCUGAAGAAGGUCUAUAAACUGACGCAUAGCUCAGAGCCGUGGAACUUUCACACGCUGCGUGAUCAUGAGUUGGUUCGAGUGAUUGGCAUCAAGUACGAGAUACGACCACCGAGACUGUGCUGCCUGAAGCUGGCCAUCAUCGAUGAGGAGGGCAACAUGACGGGGACGACGUUCAAGAUCAAGUAUCACGACAUGCCCGACGUUUUGGACUUUCUGGUGCUGCGCCAGACCUUCGAUUUGGCAGUGCAACGCAACUGGAGCAUUGGCGAUCGGUUCCGCUGCAUGAUUGUCGACGGCUGGUGGAUGGGCCAGAUUGAAUCGCGUCACGCCCUCUCCGCCGACUUUCCCGACUCCUCCUUUAUGUGUUUCCGCGUGCGUUGGGAUAAUGGCGAGUACGAGUUUAUGAGUCCCUGGGACAUGGAGCCCAUAGACCAGGCCAGGGUGCCCGUAGAAGUGGGUGGUGCAGUGGAGGUUCUCCCAGAGGAGAUACGCGCCACCCUGUAUCAGCCCAAGUCGGAGGAAUGGCAUCGCGGGGAUCGCGACGGCACCUGCAGGCGUAUAAUCAAUGGAUUGGAACAGGUAAUGCGUCUCUCCAUAGCAGAACACUUCCUGGCCCCCGUCGACCUGAACAUUUAUCCGGACUACGCCUAUUUGAUCGAGUAUCCCAUCGAUCUGACCACGGUAAAGUCUCGCUUUGAGAACCACUUCUACCGCCGCAUCACCUCGGCCCAGUUCGAUGUGCGCUACCUGGCCACCAAUGCGGAGCAGUACAACCGUCGGCACGCGAUUAUCGUCAAGCACUCACGGAUUGUCACAGAUCUUUGUCUGAGGAUCAUAAGGGAAGCGGAUGAGAUAGAUGUGGCUGCUGUUUAUCAUCAGCUGGCCGAUGUGUACCACUCUUCCGAGUCGGAGAACGAGGCGGAUUCGGAUCCGGUGCCUUCGACCAGCACGGGACCAACAACUUCGGCAGCUGCAGCAGCAGCCAGACAACGAGUAUCCUCCGCUCGACGCUCCACGCGAAUUCACUCGGAAGGCGAUUGGCGCGCCGACUGCCGACAACUGCUCGAUAUGAUGUGGGCACGUACCGAUUCAGAGCCGUUCCGUGAGCCUGUGGAUACCAUAGAUUUCCCGGACUAUCUGGAGAUCAUUGCGACGCCCAUGGAUCUGCGCACGGUGAAGGAGGAUCUACUGGGCGGCAACUACGACGAUCCAUUGGACUUUGCCAAGGAUGUGCGAUUGAUCAUACAGAAUUCGAAGAACUACAAUACCAACAAACGCUCGCGGAUCUAUGCCAUGACCCUGCGACUCAGUGCGCUCUUUGAGUCGCAUAUUAAGACGGUGGUCACCAGCUGGAAGGCGGCCUGCAGGCGUGCCAAUAAAAACAAAUCGGGCAGCAGUGGCGGCGGAGGACGCGGUGGUUCCAGCAGCAGUCCAAACAAGCGGUCCAACAAGGAGCGCUCAACGCGUCGCAAUCAAAAGCCGACGGCGGCGGCUCGUAGAUUACCACUGGCCUCCAGUGAAGAGGAGGAGGAGGAGGAGGAGGAUGAUGACGACGACGAUGAUGACGACGAGGAGGCGGCCGCCACCAGAGGUGGUCGCUCUCGGCGACGAAACGGCGUGGCCGUAAGUGCCAGUUCGUCUGGCUCCAACCGCGUUACCUCCUCCUCGGCCGCCCAGCAGCGGCGAAUCAAGGACAGCAGCAGCGAGGAGGAGGAGGAGGAGGAGACCAGUGCGCAGGCCACUUCGGAUGCCAGCAGCGAUGAGGAGGAGGAGCGAGCCCAGUCCAAUGAUAGUUCGCCCCAGCAGACACGCACGCGCAGAGCGAGGCAGCGGCAACGCCUGAGCGAUGACUCCAAUGUGAACGACUCGGAGGAUAGCUACAAUCCCAACGAGGGACGCAGCAGUCGCCGGAGAUCGGGGGCCAAGCGACCGUCUAGUAACCGGCAGAAAAAUGGCCACUCCAGCAAGCGGCGGCGGAUGAACAAGAGUCCAGCCACAACAGCUGCAGCUGCCGCCACUGGUUCACCGCGGCGCACUCGUCGCAUGGUGGGCAGUUCCGCCGAGGAGGCGGCCUCCCACUCGCAGCACGACGAGAGCACCCAGGACAGCACCCAGGUGGGCGGUGGUCGUCGAAAGGGCCGCUCGGCGAGCAGCAGAUCGCAGCCCAUUGGCAAUGGACCGAGUACCAGUGCCGCAGCAGCCGGCAACUCCAGUUUGGAGAGUCCUUCGCGAAACACCCGGGCCAACGGGAGCAGAACCUCAUCACAUCUUGCCGCCGAAAAUGAUCACAGCUACCACCUGCCAGUGCGCAACGGACGCAUCAUUGAAUCGGAUACGGACUCGCCGGUCAUGAGGCCCACGCGCCAGAGCGCCAAGCGGGCACUCACGGAAUGGGGACGCGGCAGCGACAUCGAAGAGGAGGAGGAGGAGAGCGAAGAAGCCGAGGAGAUCCUGCCAACGCCCACAAAGGACGACGUGCCCUCUACUAGUCGAGCCGCUUUGGCACAGGCCGCCGCCGGUCCUGUCCGUCAGUUGCGCACGAAUCGCAACACCGUCGUGCGUCCUGCCCAGAGUGACGACGAUGACGACGACAGUGACAACGAGCCGCUGGCCAACAAUCAGCAAAAAAACUACCAAUCACCUGCAAAAGCAAGCUCAACAGCAACAGCAGCUGCACCUCAUCCGCUCAGCCUGCGACGUCGUUUGGCCUCGCCGCCGGAACGAAACACUCAUAUGACCCGUUCGCACGCCACCUCCACGACGUCCUCGGCCGCAGGCUCUCGGGCAGAACAGCAGCCGGCGGUGUCCACCCAUGACCAUAACUACCUGGGCAAUGUCAACUCAUCGAGGGCUCCGCGACGCAUUCUGUCGCGUCAUCAACGCAACGCCGAUGAGUUGGACACAAGUUUGGAUGUCCUGGAGAACUCACGUCUGCUCUCAGCCAUAGCCAAUCACCGGCGACCCACCUCCACCACGAAUAGCACUAGCAACAGUACGAGCAACGUGGUAACAAGACGUCUGCGUGGACGCGCCAGUCAGGCAAACUCCCAUGAUGAGGAUCACGAGGAAGAGGAGGAGGCUGCGGCGUCCGACGAGGGCACCGAUGGUGGCUCCAGCUCGCAGAGUUCCGCCGAUGAUGAUGAAGAGGAUUCCGAUUCGGAGGACAAUCAGCCACUGACCAGCUACGUUUCGCCCAGCAAUGGACGCACGAGGCGCAAGGCGAAAACCUCCUCCUCCUCGGCGGCCACGCAGGAGCGACCGUUGCGGCGCACCCGUCGCCCGCCAUCGAAUAACUCGUUCGAAAACGACAACGACGAUGAUGAUGAUGACUAUGUGGGUCCGCGCAGUCGUCGUACCAAUCGGAGUGGAAACCAGCGCGCCGGUCGGAAUCAAAAGAGGCCGCGCUACAAUGAGCAGUCCGAGGAGGAAGAGGCGGCAGCGGGCUUUUCGCACCGGAGUAAACGAAUUCGCAACGGUCAUGCCAGCUCACAGGACCGAUCGCAGGCCUCCACCGAGCGGGAUCAAGACGACGAGGAUGAGGAGGAGGAGGAGGGCAGCUCGGUGGACUCGGAUGACCAGCUGGUGAACGUGAGCAGCCGGGGCAGGGUGCGCAAACCUUCUGCCAAGGCGCGCGGCAUCUUGAAGGAGUGACCGCAGACGCAGACUGUUUUAUGUAUAAAUUAAAUCUAAUUGCUAAAUCGAGAAACCAUUGUAACAUUUUCUAGCGU